AGAAAUCGAAACACAGAAAACGUACAUCACACACACACACACACACACACACACAUAUACGUGCGCGGGAGAAUGAAAAUAAAACAAAUUUGUAUAUAUUUACGCACGUACGCUCGGCGGCGGCCGCUUCGAUGUUUGUGUAUUUGUUGUUGUACCGCGGCACGACCGGCCGGCGGUGGGGAGAGCGGCGGCGGCGCGUCGUAGGCGUACACCAAUAAUAAUCGCGCGCGUAUAGAGAGAUAUACGUGUACCGGCCGCGGACAACGCGUGUGCAGCGCUGUCGUUUUGUAUUCAUUCGCGACCGUACCGCCGUCAUGUGCAGCAGGGCCGCCAUGAUCACCGCCGCGGACGAUCAGCUGCAGCAGGGCUCGGAAUCCGGCGUCGCCGCCGCCGCUGCCGCUGCCGCAGCCGCCGACUCGUCGCAGCAGGCCAACCUCAACCGGUACCGGUUACAUCUGUACAAUUACGCGCUGCAGGCCGAACGGUUGCGGUUGUCCGGUGGAUGGGGCGCCGUGUGCCCGGUCUAUCCGGCAGCGGCCGCGGCCAUCUACCAGCCGCGGUUUCCGGUCGCGCUGUUCCAUCCCAACAGCGGCAGCGUGGGCGGCGGACUGCAGGCGGCCGACGAGCCGAAGCCGCAGCACAGCUACAUCGGACUGAUCGCCAUGGCCAUACUCGGAUCGACCGACGGCAAGCUCGUGCUGUCCGACAUCUACCAGUACAAUAUUGGACAACUACCGUACUUCCGGACCCGGGGCCCGGGAUGGCGCAACUCGAUCCGGCACAACCUGUCGCUCAACGACUGUUUCGUCAAGGCCGGCCGGUCGGCCAACGGCAAGGGCCACUAUUGGGCCAUACACCCGGCCAACGUGGACGACUUCAAGAAGGGCGACUUCAGGCGCCGGAAGGCGCAGCGCAAGGUCCGCCGGCACAUGGGCCUGGCCGUGGACGACGACGGCAACGAUUCGCCCAGUCCGCCUCCCCCGCCGCCGCCACCGCCGCCGUCGAUGCAGCAGCAGCACCACCACAUGCACCAUCACGUGCAACACCACCACCAGCAGUCGCAACAUUUGCACCACCAGCACCAGCAGCAGAGGUCACCGCCGGCGUUGUGGCAGUCCGCGGCCGGUCACCCGCAUCACCCGUUCUACUUCCAACCCGUCGUCCCGCAACGGCCCACGACCGUCUUGCAGCAACAACAGCAACAGUUGCAGCAACAGUCCGCGGCACUCUUGGUGCCGGCCAGGGCGCAGAAACGGCAGUUCGACGUCGCGUCCCUGCUGGCGCCGGAUCCGCCGAAACGCAUGUUGCAACAGUUGCACCGGGACGAUCCGAUGGCCGCGUUGACCGCUACCGCGGGUAACAACAAUGCGGCCACCGCGAGUAGCGACGACGACGACGAGACGAUGACAUGCGGCGGCCGGAACGGCGGUGGCGGCGGCGGUAGUGGCGUCUGGGAACCGGCGGGCUUGUUGCAGCGGUACUACGAGCAGCAGCUGCAGGCCGCGCACCGGUUGCACGCGUGCCAGUCGUUGGGCCUGCAGAGGAUGAUCGGAGGCGGCCCGUGGCCCGCCGUCAUCGUGCAAGACCGCAACCAGACGCCCACGCCGCCCUCGCUGCAGCCGUACACCGAGGCCACUACCCCGACGCCCGACGACACCGUCUGCAAAACCGAACUAGUCGACUGAGGUAAACGCGACCGUUUUCCGUUUUUUUAUUAUAUAACAUAAAUGAUAUCGUAUUUUAAUGUAUACAACUACCUUCGUUUCGUUGUGGACUCACCCGCGUCAACGUUGUCGAGUGCGAUACGACGAUAUAUCAACAAAAAAAAAGAAAAUCAUAUUACAGACUUAUAGUGUAUACCUGUAUCCGGCUAUAUAUAUAUAUAUAUACCUUAUAUAAUAUAUAUAUAGUCGUGAGCAACAGUAUUUUUUUGUUUAGGUCCUCGCGAAAUCUCGUUUUUGGUUAGUCGUCUUUGAAAAUGUAUAAUAUAUAUAAUAUAAAAGAUUACCGUAAUCAUUUCCUAUUUCCCGUCAAAUGUAGAUGAUUCGAAAUUUCUUUCGAUGUUUGACUGCCGUGCACGACAAUUUAUACAUAUAUAGUAUAAGUACCUACUUAUGUAUAUGAAAAGUAUAGGCCCGUUACGCUUAACAUUUUUCCCAUGAGUCAUUAUCGUUCACCCCGUAAAAUGUUUACUAAAUUAUAUAAUUUGUUCACAGUGUUCGUUCUACUCGAUCGUUUUUCUCCCAGUUUAAUAUAUAAUAAGUAUAUUAUGUAUAUUUAUAUAGAUAGCGUAUAUAUAGAUACGACAAAAUAUAAUUUAAUAUUGUUAUUUUUCGCCGAGGUUUAUUGUAUGUAUAGUAGUCCGUUUGGGUAAGUAAGAUCAUUAUUACCUGCAAUACAUGUGAUUUAAUUUUAUUAUUUUUUGACAUUACUAAAUUACAAUAUUACUAUAGGAACAUAUAUAUUUUAAAGUUAUGGAGUCUUUUAUUAUAAUUAUGCACAUUGUACUUGUGUGAUUUUAUUUUAUUAUUCAAUUGAAACCGUAGAUUACUCUUUACAGAAUAAUACAUUUAUUUACUUAUUCAUACUUAUUUGCUUAAUUAGUAUUUUUUUUUUUAAUGGAACAAGCACUCACCCAAACGGUCUACACAAAUAAUCUCGGUGUGCAAAACUAUAAAAUUGCCCGACAUUAUUAUAUGACUAUUAAUAUGUUUAACCCUUUUGGGAAAAGUUAUUAUUUAUAUUGUGUUAAACGAUUUUUAGAUUAUCGAUAAUAUAGAGAAAUGUUUUUGAAUUGCAAUUAUGUUACACAUAUAGUACUCGUAUAAAUGUUUUUUCUCGUUCUUGUAAAUCAUGUAUAAAGUUAUAAUAUAAUAUAUUGUGAAAAAACGAAUAAAUCAUCGACUUUAAAAUUGAUCGAUGUAUACGUAUAUAUAUUAUUGUGUACCAAUAUUUCUAACGUUUAAACUUGAUUAUUAUUAAUAAAAUUAUUAUUAUUAUUUUUAAUAAAACAACAUGAAAUAAAUUA
This is a messenger RNA of Rhopalosiphum padi (bird cherry-oat aphid), 3028 nucleotides long. It is a transcript of the gene fd102C, whose product is annotated as forkhead box protein D1. Lineage: Eukaryota; Metazoa; Arthropoda; Insecta; Hemiptera; Aphididae. Gene Ontology annotation, biological process: anatomical structure morphogenesis; regulation of transcription by RNA polymerase II; cell differentiation. Gene Ontology annotation, molecular function: RNA polymerase II cis-regulatory region sequence-specific DNA binding; DNA-binding transcription factor activity, RNA polymerase II-specific. The record is from RefSeq and is a predicted model, not a curated record.